CCGGUAUGGCAGUAACUGCUUUUGCUGUUUGCAGUAUGUGGAAAUUUCCAUAGUUUCCAAACUUGGCGCAUCAGUAGAACUUAGUGCAUCAAUAUGUGGUCCUUGCAAUUUUCAGUGCCUAUAAAAAGUAUUCACCCCCCUAGGAAAUUUUCCAUUUUCAUUGCUUUUCAAUAAUAAAUCAUGAUCAAUAUAGUAAAUGCUUUUUUGACAAGGAUUUGCAACAGAGACACUUUUAUGUCAAUGUGGAAACAGAUUUCUACAAAAAAAUACAGAACAAAAAAUACGUGUUGCUUAUGUAUUCAGCCCCUUUAAGUCAGUAUUUAGUAGAUUACAGUAUUGAGCUUGUGGGGAUUGAUCAGCCUUGCACAUCUGGACAAUGCAACUUUACCCUGUUCCUCUUUGCAAAACUGCUAAAGCUCUGGCAGGUUACACAGGCAUCAUGAACAGUCCUUUUCAAAUCCAACCAUAAAUUUGAAUGUGAUCUAACUUGGCCAUGUCGGAACAUUUAACUGCUUGUUUUUAAACCAUGUUUGUGUAGCUUUGGCUGCGUGUUUUCAGUCACUGUCUUGCUAGAAAACAACUCUUCUUAUUGGUUGCAGUUUGCUUGCGGCCUGCAUCAGGUUGUCCUCCAGCAUUUCCUUAUAUUUUGCUGCAUUCAGGUUAUCCUCUACUUUACAAGCCUUCCAGGGCCUGAUGCAGAGAAGUGUCCCCAUUCAUGAUGCUGCCACCACCAUGCUUCAUGAUGGGGAUUGUGUGUUUGUGAUGAUAUGCAGCAUUUGGUGUCCAUCCAACAUAGCGUUUUCCCAAAUGGCCAAAAAACUAUAUUUUUGUCUCAUCAGCCGAAAGAACCUUCUUCCAGAGGACUUCAGUCUUGCAUAUGAUUUCUGGCAAAACCAGAGGACUUCAGUCUUGCAUAUGAUUUCUAGCAAAAGGGAGGCUUUUUCCCAAAUGUGGCUUUCUCUUUAAGUUUUGACUUUUGAAGAACCCGUGUAGUAGUUGGUGUAUGUAACUCCUUCAAAGAAUCCAUGUGUGUCUCAGUGGGUUCCAUUCUGAGUCUCUCCCUGCAUGGUUACUUAGUUUUUUUGUAGAUAUAUUCCUUCCAUUUCUUAUUGAUGUGUUUCAGUGUAUUGCAAAAGUAUAUUCAAUCAUUUUAAAAUGUAUCUUUAUCUAUCCAUCUCCUGAUUUAUGCUUUUCAGUAACAUUUUCACAGAGUUGCUUCAUGGCGUAGUUAUAGCCAGUAAUCCAGACCUUUCAAAUAUAUAUUAGUCACUUGAGACACAUUCCCUGCAUCCAGAUAAUCUCCAUUUCACUAUUUGUUUGACUUCUAGCACCAACUGGCUGUGCCUGUGUUGAAUUAGGUCACUUUUAAAGGAUUGAACACUUAUACACUUACUUUUUAAAAAAUAAUUAGCAUUAUUUUUUGUAGGAAUCUGUUUUCACCAUGUUAAUUUCUAUAGGUACUGUAUCUGCCUCAAACAUGAAACAUUAAGAAAUGAUAUGUUGCUUAAAGUAGUUUUGCAUUAGAUAUAUGUGUCAAAAUGGUUGAAAAAUAAAAGUCUUUGCUGAAAUACUUUCUGCUAGGUGCCCAUUGUUUUUUGCAUUGUAUUAUCUAACUGAAAAAGCUUCAAAAUGAAGAUAUUGAAAUUAACAGUGUAUCAAUAGAAAGGUUCUGAUCCUAGCAAUUUAAAGAUAACUUAGGACUUCAUAGAUUCUUACUUAUUAAAAGCAAACGUAGACCUUUAAACAGUGAAUUGUGUUUGUAUUAAGUCGGAUGGUAUCCUACAGUAAAUUUAAUUAUUUACUAGUAAAUAUUGGCUGCUGUGAUCAGAGGAAAAAGGGACAAAGCUUUGGGAUUUUGUUAACAUGUUACCCCAGUGUGACCUGCUGUACCCCUAAUGUGUUUAUACCCGCUCGACUAGGCAGAAAAAAAUAUUUCAGGUCAGAGGGGAAAAGUUAAGUUUCUCUUGGUCAAAAAAUGAGCUAGUUCUGGGCUUAGAUUUACUUCUGUUUCCACCCUUGUAGAACAAUACUCCAAUAAACAUUCCAUGUGAAGCUUUCAUGAUAAACUCAUAACAAGCACAAUUAUCACACAGAGGCAUUUAAAGAUAUUUAGAAUGGGAUGGUGUGGAGCUGGUAACCAGCAGUUGGUCGCCACACUAAUCCAUUGUGACAGAUCUCUUGUAAAUGGAAUAAAUAAUGUGUCAAGUGCAUGAGAACUUAAUUACAUUCAGCGAGAAGCAGCAGAGUAUGAAAUCGGACAUGAUGACCCAUUGAUUAGUUCGCUAUAGUAGAAAACUAUUGAUUGAACAAGGCCAGUGUGGAUAACUGACAGGUAUUGAUGAUUUCUUCAUUUGUAUAUAUGGAACAAACAGACUCGAACAAUUGAGUGCCUACAUAUCUGAAGCAUGUAGUCUGGACUUCCAAAGCAUGUAUUUGGAAUCGGCACGGCUUUUUAAGCUCAUGUCUAAUGCACACACCCAAAUGUACCACCAAACCCGUGUUGUUUGAAAGAAUGACAGAUUGCUGUGUGGAAAAGUUAAGAAAAUCCUAAAUUAUGUCACCAUAUACUUUAAAAAUACACAGAUAUGAGCUCUGACCUGCAAAGUUUGAAGUCAAUAUCUGUGUUAGAACUGGUUACAACCCCAUCAUUAUGAGGCCAUGAUCUAAAUGCACUGGUGAAGCUGUUGGUAUUGACUUCCUCUGGUCAGAGUAGUGUUGGCAACCUUCCCUCAGCAGCUCAGUUGUUCCCUCUUUGUUUCUGGCAACACUGCAACAGAGGCGGGUCACAAAAGUUUAGGUGAUGUGCAGGGAUUCGUCUAGGGCAAUAACGAUUUUUAAAACUUUUUGGUGACCGUGCCAGGACUGCAUGACCCGAGGAGAUUUAAGUCACCAUCGGCAGUCUGUCCAUGCCGCUGCAAGUCAUAAUGGCAGAGUGAAGAUGGGGGACUGGAACUUCCUUGGGGGGAUUUUGGAGGAGGUGCAUAUCCAUUCCACUAUGGUAGGCAAAAUCUGGCUCACCAUCCUGUUCAUCUUCCGGAUGCUGGUCCUCGGCGUGGCGGCUGAGGAUGUGUGGAAUGACGAGCAGGCUGACUUCAUAUGCAACACUGAGCAGCCUGGAUGCAGAAAUGUGUGCUAUGACCUGGCUUUCCCAAUCUCUCUGAUCCGCUACUGGGUGCUGCAGGUCAUUUUUGUGUCCUCGCCUUCGUUAGUUUACAUGGGCCACGCUCUCUAUCGGCUCCGAGCUCUGGAGAAAGCACGGCAGAAAAAAAAAGCUCUGCUGCGAAGAGAGCUGGAGUUGGUGGAUGUGGAGCUGGCGGAGGCCAGAAAGAGGAUUGAGCGGGAAAUGAAACAGCUCGACCAAGGAAAGCUUAACAAAGCUCCACUGAGGGGCUCUCUGCUACGUACUUAUGUGGCUCACAUUGUCACCCGCUCUGUUGUUGAAGUGGUCUUCAUGACAGGUCAGUAUGUCCUUUAUGGUUUUCACCUCUAUCCGCUCUUCAAAUGUGAGCGGGAUCCUUGUCCGAAUGCUGUGGACUGUUAUGUUUCCAGACCAACAGAAAAAAGUGUCUUCAUGGUGUUCAUGCAGUGCAUCGCUGCAAUCUCCCUCUUCCUAAACAUCUUGGAGAUCUUGCAUCUGGGCUACAAAAAGAUUAGAAAGGGCAUACUGGACUUCUACCCUCACUUGAGGGAUGAAAGGGAUGAACUUGAUGACUACUAUGCCAACAAGUGCAAAAAAGAAUCUGUUGUGCAAAUAUGCACCAGUGCAACCCGAAAGUCAACUAUUACCUCCACACCCACUGACUACAACCUUUUGAUGGACAGGGUGCAGGCCACAGUUACGUACCCGAACCUUAUCAAACCUUCAACUUUUCUGCCUCAUCCAAGCCAACAGGACUUAGAUGAUUCCAGGUGCUCAGCUCAAAGCCCCCCAGAGUAUAACUGCACCUCGACCACCAAUGAGCUCUGCUCACCAUGCUGUGAUCCCCUAAAUAAUCAAAAAAAGGAGGCAGAAGACUUUUUGAAUCUUCCUCAGCAUGGUAAAGAGGAUGACAGCAGUGAAAUAGGAAGUCCAGAGUCUCCUAAAUGCCCACAGAAGGCAGCUCAUGCUUCCUCCUUCCCCACACUGCCAGUUAGUGCAUCAAGGAGGCCAUUUAGGACUCAUGGCUCUUUCAAAUGCUCCACAGUGCUGGAGGGCAAGAGCUCUGAUACAGAUUCAUAUGGAGGUGCAAAAUCCUGCAAUCGACCUCCCUGCACUCGAACACAGUCAAAACCGAUUGUCCCACAUCAAAGCCGGCCCUCCACCCCAGAGUCACUGGAUGACUCCAGCUCAGGAUCCACACACAACCCAAGACCACCUUCUUCCAACUGCAAAAUAUCGAUGGCAAGUAACGGUAGCAGCAGAGCCCCAGAUCUGCAAAUCUAAACAUUAACUGUUUCAUAUUGACCCAGAAAUUUGGAGGUGUACUGAUAUGAUUUAUCUUUUUACAAAGAACUUCUGGGUUUAACUACAUUACUACAAUUGUUGGACUGGUGAUAGUUUGCCAAUAUUUCUGUUGUGUGUUUUUUGUCCUACAACAGUUUAUGUGGCAUGUCAUAAACAAGAAACAAAUCAAUUAACAUUAUGUACAGCUUUUGGUGAUAUGUUAGAAUAAAAAAAAAAAAAAACACCAAUUGACUUUUAAUAAUGUAUUUUAAAUCUGUUUUCCCAAGUACUCUUAGAAUAAACCACUGCUCUCUAUUAUGAAUAACUGCUUGUCUGUCUGCCAAAUUAGCAUGAAAUACAUGUAACUGCAAUUAAUGUAUAUGCUGUAUUUUACAUCUGAUUGCUUAAUUCAAGUUUAGGUCUGCCUGCAAUGGGCCAAAUAUACGAGUUGUUACUGGAUGUGUUUUGGCAACAUUAUUCCAGUCAUCGACGUUUGCUGUGUAGGCUUUUGGCUGGUUUCCUGAGUGCAGAUUUCCUUGUGAUAACCGUGACAUUGAAAAGAACAGUUGGCAAAAAGAUAGAUAUUAUUCAACAAGCUUAUGCAACCCGUGUGUCCCAUAGAGUGGUGCUAAACAAAGUAACAUAGAUAUUUUUUGAGUGAAGCUUCUUUUGUCUGAAGUUUGCCAUUUUAUUUAAUCUCAGUGGUUGACAGCAUGGUGGCUGCAUUUCAGUCUCCAACCAGAACUACGGCCUUGUAAUCACGUCUCCAUCAACCAGCUAAGUGGCAGUUUAUAUCCAUAUCUGUCCAGGCUCGCAUGUAGUGAAGACUUUGACGUGUAUAAGUAAAAAAGUUUGUGUUCAUGUGCUUGGCCAAUAAAACUGAUUCUGAUAGAACACAAAGUUGUAGCCAUUACAGUCGGGAAUGCUUCAAAUAUGAAUGCUGCAACAGAAAUGCAACAAAUUCUGAAACGUAUACGCUUCAGAAAACAUUUUCAACAUGGCAGCACAGAGGAGCUUUACAAUGAGCACAGUUUUAAGGUAACCACUCAGGAUUUGUCACCAAUUCAGCAUCUCACCAAAUGGAAGUUCUGGUGUUCAGCCAGAGAAGUGUGCUUGUGAAACAACGUAAACCACAGUGAAGACCUUUUGAAAAUAAAGUGUCAUGACUUUAUUUUAUCUGAUACAUUCAUCUGAAUUUUGCCAUUGUUAACAGACGAAUUCUUGAGCUACAGAAAAACGUAAUUUGUGAGGUCACGGUGACCCUUGGCUACAAAAAUGCACUACCGUUCAAAAAUUUGGAGUCACUUAGAAAUGUCCUUUUUCUGGACAGAAAAGCAUUUUUUUCAGUGAAGAUAACAUUAAAUGAAUCAGAAAUACAGUCUAAACAUUGUUAAUGUGGUAAAUGACUAUUCUAGCUGGAAACAGCUGAUUUUUAAUGGAAUAUCUCCAUAGGGGUACAGAGGAACAUUUCCAGCAACCAUCACUCCUGUGUUCUAAUGCUACAUUGUGUUAGCUAAUGGUGUUGAAAGGCUAAUUGAUGACUAGAAAACCCCUGUGCAAUUAUGUCAGCAUGUGAAUAAAGGUGUGAGUUUUCAUGGAGAAUAUCAAAGUGUCUGGGUGACCCCAAACUUUUGAACGAUAGUGUAUAUUAAGUGAACAUUAGUGCCAAAUUUGAAAAAAAAAUUCUCAACACGUUUCAGAGAUAUUGCAUUCACAAGAAUUGGACAGACAACUGGAAAACAUGAUGACACUGGCCCCAGCUGUUGUCAACAUGGAGGUGUAAUAACAAAAGUGUUCUGUCUCAGCAUAACUAUUACACACCCUUAUGAGAUCCCUGUGCAUAUCAGCAAACAGUUAACACAUCAGUCUUGUCCCACCAACUACAAUACUGUUGUUUUCUGUGCUCUUUACAGUUGUCCCUGAUGAGAUGAAUGAAAAUCAAUACAUUUGGUAGAAAACAAAAAUCCCUUUGGUCCCCAAGG
Amphiprion ocellaris (clown anemonefish) is the source of this 6405-nucleotide messenger RNA. It is a transcript of the gene gja9a, whose product is annotated as gap junction protein alpha 9a. NCBI's taxonomy places the organism in Eukaryota, Metazoa, Chordata, Actinopteri, Pomacentridae. Gene Ontology annotation, biological process: cell communication. The record is from RefSeq and is a predicted model, not a curated record. The transcript is spliced from 2 exons. Bases 2867 to 4423 code for a protein of 518 amino acids. Gene Ontology annotation, cellular component: connexin complex.